CAUAUAAAAGUCCACCGCUUGCAGCUCUGGUUCAAAUAGCAUCCUCCACAGAGUAGGCCAGGUGUCGCAACUUUGAUGUUCCUCACAAAACCCACAUCUAGGAAGCCCUUGUUCUUCUUCUUAUCUUCUCAAAAUCCAAUCUUUUCCCUCACAAAUCAUCAGUACCAAAACCUACCACAGCAGUACACACAAACCCACAACUAUGUGGAUGUCUACAUGAAAUGGAAGAAAGAUCGGUUAUACGAUUCGAUAGAGCACAUACACAAGUCCAAAGAGCUCAAACCCAUCCUUUCUUUGAAAGAUUUCAUAGCCCAAGACCCAAAUGGUUGUAUCUCAAUCUCUCAUGUAUCAAAAAGAGGACUGCAAUUUGAUGUGAAGAUCAAGGUUGCUAGGUUUUUGAGACAAUACCCAUCAAUCUUUGAGGAGUUUGUGGGUCCCAAGUACAAUUUGCCUUGGUUUAGAUUGACCCAAGAAGCUGCUGCAAUCGAUAGAGAAGAGAAAAGGUUGCUAGAGGAGUGUAAAGAGGAUUUGACAGAGAGAUUGAAGAAAUUUAUAUUAAUGAGUAAGGAGAAGGUAUUGCCUUUCAAGAUUAUUAAAGGCAUGUUAUGGUAUUUGGGUUUACCAGAGGAUUUUUUGCACUAUCCAGAUAAGAAUCUUGACGGUUCUUUUAGAAUUGUGGAGUUGGAAGAUGGAUUAAAGGGAUUGGGUGUUGAAAGUAGAGAAAAAAUUGUGUCAGUUUUGCAGAAAAAUGCAACGAGGAAAGGGUUAUAUUCUAGAGAGCCAAUGGAGGGAAUUGAGUUUCCCCUUUUCCCAUCAAAGGGCUUGAGGUUGAGGAGGAAGAUUCAGGAUUGGUUAGAAGAGUUCCAAAAGCUUCUUUAUGUAUCACCUUAUGAAGAUUAUUCACAUUUAGAUCCUAAUAGUGAUAUUGCAGAGAAAAGAGUUGUGGGUUUUUUCCAUGAAUUGCUUUCUUUGUUCGUUGAGCAUUCAGCUGAAAGGAAGAAGCUUUUGAGCCUUAAGAAGUAUUUUGGGUUGCCCCAGAAGGUGCACAAGGCAUUUGAAAGGCAUCCCCACAUGUUUUACUUGUCUUUUAAGAACAAGACUUGCACAGCAAUUCUCAAGGAGGCUUAUGGUGAUGAUGAAUUGGCUAUAGAGAGGCAUCCAAUGUUGAUGGUCAGGAAGAAGUACAUAAAGUUGAUGAAGGAAUCAGAGGUGAUUUUGAAGAGGAGAAGAGCGAACAAUCCAUUUGCUGAAUGUAGAAAGUUGGAUUUGGAUAUGGAUUCUGUCAAUGAAGACAGAAGAGAAGAGAAAUGGGAGAGUUUCAGGUAGAGACUAAUUAGAGUUGAAAGCUGAUUUUACAUGCCAUUCACUGGUUCUGGUUUCAUCAUAGGUUGCGGAUAGGCAGAUUGCAUUACCCCCAUAGACUUGUAUCUAUUGUUGAAGAGAAAGCAAUAAGUAUACUCUUGGCUGGACUGAGUUUCAGAUAUCUCUUAUUUUUAAAGGGUGUCGUGUGAAAUUAGAAAUUAUUGUCUUAACUCAGUUCAUUCAAGAUGCAACAUAUGGGACCAUAUAUAUUGAAUAGGUGGGUCUCGUUAUAUUUAUGAUGGACCGAGUCUAAUGUCAUGCUUCCAACAGGUGCAAUCAGAGUAUGCACAUUCCCUGUAAGUCAAGUGGCUGUAUUUGUUUCUCUUUUGCUUUUUGAGAAUAGGCACACUGUUAUAUGCUAGUUUAUUGGACAGCAAA
Molecule: messenger RNA, 1740 nt
Organism: Hevea brasiliensis (rubber tree)
Lineage: Eukaryota; Viridiplantae; Streptophyta; Magnoliopsida; Malpighiales; Euphorbiaceae
Product: protein WHAT'S THIS FACTOR 9, mitochondrial
Exons: 1
Coding region: 76-1326 (416 amino acids)
Molecular function (GO): RNA binding
Source: RefSeq, a predicted model, not a curated record